UGCGUACAUUUACGUUUGAGCUCAACCUCAACUGUGCUAGUGACUCUUUCAGGUACUUCUAUUGAUUUCAUUUUAUUUUCUUAUUUUCUGCACAUUCUUCCGUGCAUUGAAUCCCUGCGCUUCCAAGGUGAUCCCAUGAACUGACCAGACAAGACAGUGGAUUUCAGACCGUGAAAGUGAAGGCCAUCAAGUAAAAGAAAUCAAAGCCAAAGAACCAAUUUUCUUUUGAGGAAAAAAAAAAAAAAAGAAAAGAAAAGAAAAGAACACACCAUGUCCCAAAUCAGCCGAACCUACGGUGCUUCGAGUGUUGCUGAGCUAAAAGCCAUCUACGACGAUUGGGCCACCUCGUACGACAAGGAGCUCGCCGAAGACGGCCAAAAGUAUGUCGCCCCGGCCAUUGCGAGUGCCUACGUCCUGAAUACCCUCGGUGUGAACCGGGUAAGCGACGACAUCGAAAUCCUGGACGCCGGCUGCGGCACCGGCCUCGUCGGCAUCGAGCUCGCGAAAGUCGGCGCCAAGAAGAUCGACGGCGUCGACCUGAGCCCUGGUAUGCUCGACGUGGCCCGGGCUACCGGCGCCUACCGAACCCUCGAGACGGUCGACCUCUCGCAGGCUCUCCCUCGGAGGGAAGCAUCCUACGACGUUGUCAUGUGUGUCGGUACCAUGACGCAGGGGCACGUCGGCCCAAACGCCCUCGACGAGUUUAUCAGGGUGUUGAAGAAAGGGGGCUUCCUCGUGGCCACGAUUCUUGGGUAUAUCUGGGAGACUGACGGCUAUAAGGCUCGGGUUCAGGAACUUGUUGGCGCUGGGAAAGCCACCUUCAUAAGCGCCGACUUGGAGGACUACAGGAGAGGAGCGAAUGUUCAAGCUCGUAUGUUGGUCUUGCAAGCUAAUUAG
Molecule: messenger RNA, 897 nt
Organism: Sodiomyces alkalinus F11
Lineage: Eukaryota; Fungi; Ascomycota; Sordariomycetes; Glomerellales; Plectosphaerellaceae
Product: methyltransferase domain-containing protein
Exons: 1
Coding region: 271-897 (208 amino acids)
Source: RefSeq, a predicted model, not a curated record